UUGCCAUUGAUCAGAAAAUAUUUUGAAUUUACUUUAAGUCAUAACAACAUCAACUCUAAUGUAACUGAUUAGUUAUUACUGCUAGUGCAAAUACAAAACACAUAUGUACUCACUUCAUGACAGCUAAUAGUUAUGGAUUUUUAAUCAGUAUUCUGUGCUAUUACUUUGAUUACUCAUUAUUUAAUAUUUGAGCCAUCUCGUAAUAAUAAGUGGUCCGUAAAAAGCGAGUAACUUGAAAACCAUUUUGACCAAAUUCAUACUUGGGAUCGCUGAUGCUGCAAAUCGUUUGUGUUAAUUAAACCGUCAGCCUUCUGAGCACUGCAAUAUACAAGCAAAUUAUAAAAAACUGAUCCACAAUUUGUGUUGUGUUGAAUUCUUGUGAAUGGUGAAAAAAUGGAGAAAUCCAUUUCUGUUGAUAGUUCCUAUCAGUGUAUUGAUGAAAAACCUGUAAUUUCUUCGAAUGAAGAUUCAUUAUGUCAUGGAGAAGUUGGGGUGAAAUCUGAAAAUAUGAAUAUUAAAGAAGAGUUUGAAGUUAGCAAUGGAAUAUAUGACCCAAAUAUAAAUAUUUAUAAUGAAGAAAUAAGUGAUCUGAAGCCAGUUAUUGAUUCAGAAAAAACUGAACAAGAGGAAUGUGAUGAAUUAAGUGAUCUGAAGCCGGUUGUUGAUUCAGAAAAAACUGAAGAAGGGGAAGAGGAAUGUGAUGAAGUGAAUGGUAAUGAAAAUUCAGUCCGUUCAAAGGAUAAUAAGUGUCAAUUUUGUGAUUUUUCUACAAAUUGGAAACGUUCGCUUAGAAAUCAUAUUGAAGCAGUCCAUUUGAAUCUGAAGCAACAUAAAUGCCUUUUAUGUGACUAUGGUGCUAAUUCAAAACAUCGUCUUAAACUUCAUAUAGAAUCUAUUCAUAUGGAUAUGGAGAAAAAAUAUAAGUGCGAAUUAUGUGAUUAUAAUACAGAAUGGAAUCUCUCCCUGAAAAGUCAUAUAGAAUCAGUUCAUUUGAAUCUAAAGAAACAUAAAUGUCACCAAUGUGACUAUGCUGCAAAUAGCAAACUUGGUCUUAAAAGACAUAUAGAAUCCAUUCAUUUGAAUUUGAAGCAACAUAAGUGCCACCUAUGUGAAUAUGCUGCAAAUAGUAAAGUAUAUCUAAAAAGACAUAUUGAUUCUGUUCAUUUGAAUUUGAAGGAACAUAAAUGUGAAUUAUGUGACUUUGCUACACACUUGAAGUAUUACUUGAAAAAACAUGUAGAAUCUGUUCAUACGAAUUCAAUUAAGUAUAGGUGUCACCAAUGUGAUUUUACCUCAGAUUGGAAAACUUCCCUCAAAAACCAUGUUGAUUCUGUUCAUAUAAAUCUGAGGACACAUAAAUGCGAAUUGUGUGACUAUGCUUCUAAUACGAAAUAUUUCCUCAAAUUGCAUGUAAAUUCUGUUCAUUUGAAUAUCAAAAAACAUAAGUGUACCUUAUGUGAGUUUGCUUCAACCAGAAAAGGCGAUUUGAAAACUCACAUAAAUCGGGUACAUUUGAAACUGAUAGACGAAACGAAAAAAUGUAGCUUAUGUGAUUAUGUUGCACAUUCAAAAAGUUAUCUGCAACGACAUAUAGAUACUGUACAUUUUCAUAAAAAGCUACAUAAAUGUACCCUAUGCGAUUAUGCUACUAACAGAAAAGCCAAUUUCAAAACUCAUACUGAUACGGUCCAUAUCAAUUUGGAGGAAACUAAAGAAAUUUCAACAAAUCUCUGAAAGGGAAUUUCUCUUACUGUUUGAGAAGUAGAAGUUUUGUAUGUUCCAAUAUGUGUCUAAUAAAACAGAUGUUUCACUAUGUAAUUAUAAAGGAAAUAAUGAACAAGUUUCACUCCAUUCUUUUACAACGUGAGACCGAUAUUUCCCAACUUAAAUUAUAACUUGCAAAGAGAUUUUUUUAUCAACGUCUGAUUAGUCUUUGCCAAUAUUGAUAUUGUAUAAUUUAAGUAGUAGUAGUAAUAAUUCUUUAUUGCUCAUAAAAAAACAAAUGUCCAUUGACCUAAGGUCCUUCAGCCUCACUUUAAGAAUAUUUUGUGUAUUCUUUAACUGAAUCGUUCAGAUUAACUUGUGCCUUAUCACAACCAUCAAAUAAAAGUACUAUCUAUUCAUUUUAAUGACUGUAUUAAAGAAUUAUUGU
Molecule: messenger RNA, 2152 nt
Organism: Harmonia axyridis
Lineage: Eukaryota; Metazoa; Arthropoda; Insecta; Coleoptera; Coccinellidae
Product: zinc finger protein 711-like
Exons: 2
Coding region: 394-1734 (446 amino acids)
Biological process (GO): regulation of transcription by RNA polymerase II
Cellular component (GO): nucleus
Molecular function (GO): RNA polymerase II transcription regulatory region sequence-specific DNA binding; DNA-binding transcription factor activity, RNA polymerase II-specific
Source: RefSeq, a predicted model, not a curated record